Oncorhynchus kisutch (coho salmon) is the source of this 6053-nucleotide messenger RNA. It is a transcript of the gene vipr1a, whose product is annotated as vasoactive intestinal peptide receptor 1a. Gene Ontology annotation, biological process: cell surface receptor signaling pathway; adenylate cyclase-modulating G protein-coupled receptor signaling pathway. The record is from RefSeq and is a predicted model, not a curated record. Gene Ontology annotation, cellular component: plasma membrane. Lineage: Eukaryota; Metazoa; Chordata; Actinopteri; Salmoniformes; Salmonidae. The transcript has 13 exons. Bases 211 to 1641 code for a protein of 476 amino acids. Gene Ontology annotation, molecular function: G protein-coupled peptide receptor activity; vasoactive intestinal polypeptide receptor activity; peptide hormone binding.
UUAUAAACGAGGGAAGUUCCGAGGCGCACCGACAGGGUGCGGUUCCCUUCUGACUUCGCUGUCCUUGCUCCUCAGUGGAGAAGUGGUUCAAAAGUGUGUCCACCGUGAGAGUUGAAGAUUUGAUCACAGCGCAAUACGCACGCUCAUACUAACGAUCCGAGGUGGCUACAAUAACUUAUCACAGAGUUUCUUCAUUCGAAAUUAUAGUGAAUGUUCGUGUUCAACAGCUUGUACAGUUUUAUUAUCUAUCUUGGAUAUAAAAAAAAAAGAAGACAAAUCGUUUCUUUAUCGACCAGCGUUAUGGAUGUUUCCAAAGGUGUCUUGGUUUUCACUCUAGUCUGCACGUUGCGACCUAUGCUGUCCAUUCAGAUAUGUGACAUCAUGCUGGAGAUGGACAAGGAGAGAGAGACGUGCAUGGCCCAGUUAGAAAACAUGACAACAGGUUGCAGUGGGACGUGGGACAAGGUGGCCUGCUGGCCCAGCGCCAAUACAGGACAGGUGGUCACCAUCCCCUGCCCUGUCUACUUCUUAUACUUGACCAACGACUUCAUCAUGGGUAACCUGUCGAAGACCUGCACCAGUGAUGGCUGGUCUGAGGUUAGCCCUGCUUCCUAUGCACUGAAUUGUGGGUACAACGCCAACGUCACCAAAGUUGAUGAUGAUGACAUGGCGGAGUUCUACUGGGCAGUGAAAGUAGGCUACACUAUCGGACACAGUCUCUCUCUCAUCUCCCUCACUAUCGCUAUCGUCCUACUCUGCACUUUUAGGAAGUUGCACUGCACCAGAAACUACAUCCACAUGAACCUGUUUGUGGCGUUCAUACUGAAAGCCAUUGCCGUCUUCAUCAAAGAUGUGGUUUUAUACGAGGUCGCGGAAUCCGACUGUCAACCUGAAACUGUGGGAUGUAAGGCAGGGGUUGUCUUCUUCCAGUACGGCAUCAUGACCAGCUACUUCUGGCUAUUGGUCGAAGGCCUCUACGUCCACACCCUAUUGGCUGUCUCCUUCUUCUCCGAGAGGAAGUACUUCUGGUGGUAUAUUCUGAUUGGCUGGGGAGCGCCGACUGUUUUUAUCACAGCUUGGGUUAUUACAAAGGCUUAUUUAAAACACUCUGGGUGUUGGGACAUUAUUAACGACCAUCCCUGGUGGAUCAUCAAAAUGCCAAUAUUACUGACCAUACUGGUCAACUUCAUCCUGUUCAUCUGUAUAAUCCGGAUCCUGCGUCAGAAAAUGAAUUGCAGAGACAUAGGAAGGAAGGAAUCUCAUCAAUACUCGAGGUUGGCUAAAUCCACACUACUGUUGAUACCUCUGUUCGGAAUCAACUACAUCAUCUUUGCCUUCAUCCCUGAAGACAUCAACACGCGAAUCAGGAUGGUCAUUGACCUGAUUCUAGGAUCCUUCCAGGGGUUUGGGGUUGCAGUCCUGUAUUGUUUCCUAAAUGGAGAGGUGCAGGGGGAGGUGAAGCGUAAGUGGCGGCGAUGGCACAUGCAAAGGUUUCUGGGUAAAGGAGACACCAAAUACCAGCAGCCCCAGUAUCUGGGUAGCAACGGUAACAACUUCAGCACCCAGAUCACCAUGCUGACCAGGUGUAGCCCCACCACACGUCGAGCUUCCGACUGCCAGGAACACUUCUCUGCUAUCUGAGUCCAGCUCUGGGUGGUAACAGAGGGCAGAGAAGAGGAGGCAACAGAGAUGAGCUGCACUGAAGCGCUGUUUAGUAUUCAGUCAGCACAGUAGAGACCACCAGCCAACCACACACAACAACAGCAAUGAUAGGCUUAGAUCAGGAAAGCCGCGGACCAAUUUAACACAAUUUAUUUAGCUUGUUUUUUGUUUAUUUUAGGAAAUCAGUUCCCAAGUAUUCAUACCAACAAACAAAAGACCGACAUCGUGUCACAAUAUAAUCAAGGUAUGAAAUUAUUGUUAUUUUCAAAAUGUAUUUUUGGGCUUAGUUGUGGUUGCAGUGUACACAUUUUUACAUGGGGCAGGAGGUAGCCUAGCGGUUAGAGAGAAGCAAGCCAGCAACCGGAGGUUUGCCAAUUCGAAUCCCGGGUCUGACGGGAAAAAUCUGGCAAAAAGUGAGCUGGCAACCGGAGGGUUGCUGGUAUCAACACACUUAACCCUCCCCCACAACAACAGCUCCCCAGGCACUCAGUGUGGCAGCCUCGACACCUCCAAAACCUGUAUACUGUAUGUAUAUACCUACGUAUGUAUGUGUGUCUUUCGGAGGGGUUGGGUUAAAAGCGGAAGUUACAGUUCGGUUAGACUUUGUCUGACCAAUUGACGAAUAAAGUGAUCUAAAGCUUCAUAACUAUGUUCCGGUCCUCCAACCAGCCGCAAUGACAAAAAUCAGCCCGUGGCUAAAUCUAGUCACCUAAUCCCUGGUCUACACUAUGUGUUAAAUCCAAAAAACCUUCCAGUUCAAAUCACCAUUGGAUAUAUCUCUGUGUGUGUUGAGUGUUGUGUUAGUCCGUGUGGCAGGGUUGAAGGCAAUUCCAUUUUAAUUCUAGUCAAUUCAGAAAGUAAAACCAAAUUCCAAAUUUUAAUCAUGGAAAACCAUUCAAGACAAUUGGAAUUUCAGUGUACUUCCUGAAUUAGAAAUGGAAUUGACCCCAACUCUGCUGUGUGACUUGAGAUAAUCGUAACUUUACAUUGGUCUCAUAAGCUAGCUACAGAAGCCUGAUCCCAGAUCUGUAACAUACUGUAUGUGCUUUAGCCAACUUCUUUGUCAUACAUGUUUGACAUGACAACAAAUGAACAUGAACAGAGAAGUUGGCCAACAGAAGAGCAACCGGUUAUGAGCUACGACUAGGUAUUAGGCUAGGAGCUGGGUAACAGGCUAGGAGCUAGGACUGGGUAACAGGCCAGGAGCUAAGACUAGGUAACACGUUAGGAGCUAAGACUAGGUAACAGACUAGGAGCUAGAACUAGGUAACAGACUAGGAGCUAGAACUAGGUAACAGACUCGGAGCUAGGAGUAGGUAACAGACUAGGAGAUAGGACUAGGUAACAGGCUAGGAGCUAGGACUAGGUAACAGGCUAGGUGAUAGGACUAGGUAACAGGCUAGGAGCUAGGACUCGGUAACAUGUAGGAGCUAGGCAACAGGCUAGGAGCUAGGCAACAGGCUAGGAGCUAGGUAACAGGCUAGGAACUAGGACUGGGUAACAGGCCAGGAGCUAAGAUUAGGUAACAGGCUAGGACUAGGUAACAGGCUAGGAGCUAGGACUAGGUAACAGGUACGGAGAUAGGUAACAGGCUAGGAGCUAGGACUAGGUAACAUGCUAGGAACUAAGACUAGGUCACAGACUAGAAGCUAAGACUAGUUAACAGGCUAGGAGCAAGGUAACAGGAUAGGAGAUAGCUAACAGGCUAGGAGCUAGGACUAGGUAACAGACUAGGAGCUAGGUAACAGUCUACGACCUAGAAUUAGGUAACAUGGUAGGACUAGGUAAAAGGCUAGGACUAGGUAACAGACUAGGAGCUAGGUAACAGUCUAUGACCUAGAAUUAGGUAACAUGGUAGGACUAGGUAAAAGGCUAGGACUAGGUAACAGACUAGGCGCUUGGACUAGGUAACAGGCUAGGAGCUAGGACUAGUUAACAGGCUAGAAGCUAGGACUAGGUAACAGGUACAGAGCUAGGUAACAGGCUAGGAGCUAGGACUAGGUAACAUGCUAGGAACUAAGACUAGGUAACAGACUAGAAGCUAGGACUAGGUAACAGGCUAGGACUAGGUAACAGGAUAGGAGAUAGAUAACAGACUAGGAGCUAGCACUGGGAAACAGGCUAGGAGCUAGGACUAGGUAACAGACUAGGAGCUAGGUAACAGUCUACGACCUAGAAUUAGGUAACAUGGUAGGACUAGGUAAAAGGCUAGGACUAGGUAACAAAUCAGGAGCUUGGACUAGGUAACAGGCUAGGAGCUAGGACUAGGUAACAUGCUAGGAACUAAGACUAGGUAACAGACUAGAAGCCAGGACUAGGUAACAGGCUAGGACUAGGUAACAGGCUAGGAGCUAAGACUAGUUAUUAACAGGCUAGGAGCAAGGUAACAGAAUAGGAGAUAGAUAACAGACUAGGAGCUAGCACUGGGAAACAGGCUAGGAGCUAGGACUAGGUAACAGACUAGGAGCUAGGUAACAGUCUACGACCUAGAAUUAGGUAACAGGGUAGGACUAGGUAAAAGGGUAGGACUAGGUAACAGACUAGGAGCUAGGACUAGUUAACAGGCUAGAAGCUAGGUAACAGGCUAGGAGCUAGAUAACAGGCGAUAGGACUAGGUAACAGGCUAGGAGCUCAGUAACAGGAUUUGGUAACAGACUAGGACUAGGUAACAGGCUAGGAGCUGGGUAACAGGCUAUGAGCCAGGGCUAUAGAUAACAGGCGGAUAACAAGAGCUAGGUAAAAGGCUAGGAGCUAGGACUUGGUAACAGGCUGAACUAGGUAACAGGCUAGGAGCUAGGGCUAGAUAACAGGCUAAGAGCUAGGACUAAGUAAGUGGCUAAGACUAGGUAAAAGGCUAGGUAUGUUACGGGCUAGGAGCUAGGUAACAGGCUAGGAGCUAGGACUAGGUAACAGGCUAGGCCUUGGCAAGAGUCUAGGAGCUAGGAGUAAGUAAAAGGCUAGGACUAGGUAGCAGGCUAGGACUAGUUAACAGGCUAAGAGCUAGCACUAAGUAACAGUCUAGGACUUGGUAAGGGUCUAGGAGCUAGGACUAGGUAACAGGCCAGGAGCUGGGACUAUGUAACGAGCUGGGAUUAUGUAACAGGCUAGGACUAUGUAACAGGUUAGGAUCUAGGUAACAGGCUAGGAGCUUGGACUAGGUAACAGGCCAGGACUAGGUAACAGGCUAGGACUCGGUAACAGGCAUAGGCUAAGUCUAGGUAACAGGCUAGGACUAGGUAACAGGCUGGGAGCUAGGACUAGGUAACAGGUUAGGAGCAAGAGUGAUUGACUGGCUGUGCUGGCCAGUUCACGUUACUCAACUUUAGAGUUACACGUUGUCGACGUGGCAGCAUCUACAUUGGAAGGAUCUCAAAGUGAAACGUUAUCCACGUGGUCUAGUCUAUAUUGGAAGCAUCUGGUCUCGUCCCUUAUCUAUCUAGUAUCCAGCUGUCCAUGAUCAACCAUUGACGAAGACACUUUUAUGUACCAGAAUUAUGUUGGGUUGAAACAUAGCUGGAUAACAUUCCAAGAAAAGAAGAUUGAAGCGGCAAGAUGUUUUCAUUGUAAGGCAGAGUCUCUUAGUGCAUAGUUUGGUGUGCAGACAGUCAGGUAUUUUGCUCUUACAUUCCCCUCAACCCCCCCCCCCCCCCCUCCCCCUCUCUUAAAAAAAUGUUUUGAGUUUCACUACAGAUGCACCUGUAUGUGUUUUUAAUUAAAAACGUAAACUUAUCCACUAAAGAUCAUAAGUGGGAAGGCCAGGCGGUUAGCCAUGGUGUUUAGCCAUAUGGUGAAGUUUCCUCCUAUAGCUCCUAACCUGUUGCCACCUCUACGAGGUAAGAUAUCUGAUUUCAAUGGUACUGAAUUGUUUCCCACUUGGGUUUCUAAAACCUUUCAGAAAUCUGUGUUGUUUACCUUGUUGUAUUUCAUUGUACGUGUGAAUACGUGAAUGUACCUCUCACCUAAACAUGUCAUACAAUUGUUCCAGCUAUGGGCGAAUCUACAUAUACAGUAGGAAUGAAGUACGUGUUUUAUCAUGUGUUUUAUUGUGGUUAUUUACAGUUCUCAGGUGUUGACUGGAUUUCAAUGCAUAUCAUGUAUUAUGUCAUUCUUUUAACGUUUAUAUUUGUGUUACAUUGUUCAGUUGUAUUAUUUUAAACACACUGUAAACACAUUGAUAUUCUCAGUCAUUUGAUAGGAUAUCUACAAGAAUAACUUAUGUUUGACAUUCUACGGAAUGCUUUGGAACAUUCCGAACAACACAAAAAGCGUGGUGUAAAUAAAGUGUGGUGUAAAUAAAGUGUGGUGUAAAUAAAGUGUUUUGUAAAUAUUGUGCAAUUCUGCUUUUGGAUUCAGUUUAAAUGAUGUUCUAGUAAAGACAGAAGCAAAUGAAA